This is a messenger RNA of Neurospora tetrasperma FGSC 2508, 396 nucleotides long. RefSeq lists its product as uncharacterized. NCBI's taxonomy places the organism in Eukaryota, Fungi, Ascomycota, Sordariomycetes, Sordariales, Sordariaceae. The transcript is spliced from 2 exons. The record is from RefSeq and is a predicted model, not a curated record. Bases 1 to 396 code for a protein of 131 amino acids.
AUGCGCGCCGCACCUGUCAACGCCAGUACCCCUGUCCACUCAGCGCUGCCAGACGUCCACCACCACACCACAACCACCACUACACUACGGUCCUACCUAUCCGGAUCUCCCACGGUCUUCACCAGCGAACACGGGCUGGCUCUUCAACUCCGCCAUCGUCCCAUCCCUGCGUUCAUGAGGAGAGAACAAGUGACGGGCCCGGCAUGUCGCCAUGGACGUUUCAAGCCAUCGUCUGGCCAACAUCACUAUUACGACUCGCCAGCUCGUAUAAGACGAAACAUAGCGUGCAUUCGACGUGUGACGUACUCGACCCUCCGUCCAAAAGGCUGCCGGUGCAGGCCAACACCCAUUAGUUACAUCUCAGCGGGGAUGGGAAAUGAGAACAUCCAUGUCUAG